Molecule: messenger RNA, 2504 nt
Organism: Maniola jurtina (meadow brown)
Lineage: Eukaryota; Metazoa; Arthropoda; Insecta; Lepidoptera; Nymphalidae
Exons: 2
Coding region: 201-2042 (613 amino acids)
Source: RefSeq, a predicted model, not a curated record
GUGGUCUGUGGCAUUGAAAUCAUAUUGAAAUAGUUUUGAAAAUGUAAAUAAAUAAAGUGGAUAUUUUUAAGAGAAUAAAAGACUAAUUUAUAAUAAUUUAUUGUAAUUACUAGUUUGACCAAUUACCUACUGCAAUGAAUGGUAUCUACAGUCCCGUCUGAAUUGUGAUCAAUGUGAGUAAUCCUGAGCUAUCCAUCAACAUGAGGUCUUGUAGUGUACCCGGUUGCGACAGUCGAACAGCACUCCACAGUGUUCCUUAUACGAACAAAGUAAGAUGGAAGCACUGGCUGAAACUAUGCCCAUUUUUUUUUAAAUAUGGUUUUCGACAACUAGAGUAUGUGAAGAUAUGCAGGAAACAUUUUAUCCCAGAACAUGUUGAUCAUGUAAAAGAAAGAUUAAAAAAAGACGCAUUCCCUUUAUUACAUUUGCCAGGCCUUGAAACAAACACGACAAUAAACAAAGAGAGUAAAGUGUUGGAAAUAAAUCCUAUAGAAUCUAAUGAGCUGGUAAACUUUAAGGUUGUGGCCCCUACUAGCUUAUAUGCAGAAACAGAUACCACCUUGAAGUGUCCAUCUACAGAGGGUAUAGGAGAAAAACGUCGAGUGACAGACCUAGUUUAUCUUAAAGCGGAGGAUACACAAGGUUUGCCGGUUGAUCACAACAUGUAUUGUUUGCCUUCCCAAGCAGAGAAGCCAGCGUGUCUGUCUUCCCCAUAUGUCACAUAUCAGACUAGUAGCGAGCUGUUGAGUGACUGCUCUGUCCAAAGCAUUAAGGCAAAACAAGGGCCUGCUGCGACUGUGGAUCACAACAUUUACUGUGGAGCUCCACUGCCAGACAGUACUGUCAGCUGCACACCUAAGCAUAAUCAGUACACUGUGGAACCUUGUUCAUCCAAUGUUGAAUAUAAUAUAAAACAUAAGCAGAUUAUUCAAAAAACAGUUAAUACUCAUUUAUGGGUUCACAGUAUAGGAAAGGGAACACAGGCUGCAGCAUCCAAUGGUGCUUUGAAUGUGGCUGUACAGACAGACUUCACUGCAACAGCUGAACACUUGUCCACUCCACACAGUGGACAAGUGUUCAGCUUUCCCAAUUCUCACAUUGCAGAUAAUGAACACUCCUUGAAAGAAAAUGAUUCUCAGUAUAUCACUCUGGACGACGAUGGCUUUCAGGAUAAUGAGUAUGUUUUGCCAAGUGCCACAGUUGCUAAUCAGUCUGCACACACAGACAGCCAAGAGCAAUCUACUAUUAACUGUCCAAGUUUGUUAUCAAGGUCACAUCUUGAGAAAAAUUUAUAUCCCAAUAAUCACAGUAUUCUAUCAUAUGAUCAUGUUCAUACUAAAUCUUCACCAACAAAAAAAGUCACUCCUGCUGAGCCUAAUAAGCAAUCAGAUGUUUGUAUCCAUUCUACAGUUACUGAGACCACUGCAAGUGCAUUAGGGCCAUUGCAAAGGAAACCAGCUCAAACACGAACUCUGGAGUCUUUAGUUACUGAGUUAAAAGAGUUGUUUACUGCAGAGGAAAUGGCAGAAUUCCAACCUUCAUCAGCUGUGUUGGCAGCUGACACACCAGCCUCUGUGUCGAAACCCAUGUUUGAUACUGCACCUUGCCCUCCAACGCAGGGCCCUCUAGUCAAACAGCAUCUGCCUUUAGCAUCUAACACAGAAAUAAAAAGAGUACGUUUAGACAAAGAGAACAGUACUCCCAAUGAACAAAUGUUACGAAAGCAGAAUAAUAUACUAAAAGCUAAGCUAAAGGCAGUAAAUUUAAGAUGUAAACGCUUACAAUCAAAAUUAGAUGGGAUACUGGCUAUAGCAAAACCAUAUCUUAAAGCAUAUCCAAAUCUAACUCGUCAAACCAAAGCUUUGAUAGAUACACAAGUAAGAUUAGCAGGAGUAAAAUGCAAGGCUUCUAGAUACACUGAAGAAGAUAAACUCUUUGCACUCAGGCUACAUCAGAUCAGUCCUGAUUGUUACAGAUUUUUGCAACAAUAUUUAAAACUACCUACUAAGAGCACAAUGAAAGCUAUUGUAAAGAAUGCCUGAGAAGCGAUAUUAUGUUGGUGUGGAUAGUAGAAUAUCUGGUUUUUGUGAUCAAACCUCACUCUGGAAAGCUGUGAAGUCUACUUCGCUUCUAGAAAUAAGCUUGGAUGACUGGAGUGAAAACUCUGGCAAGCAGGCAAUGUACGCACAAUAAACAGUAAUGUAAGUCUGGAAACCUGACCAGAAAAAAGAACUCGAGCUCCUGAAGAUUGAACAUGUACAAGUAUGAUACCUGCAUCCCAACUUUAUUCACUAGUCAAAUAUGAACUUGUUGAUGGAGAAUGAUAAUAUAUUAUUAAUCUGUACCUACCUAGUAUCUACACAUCUUUUGGGAAAGGAAUGAGAAAUCACUGAAUAUCAUAGAGAUAAUCAUUCAUCCAAACUGAAUAUCAAUACAUCUAGCGAGCACAGAAUAUUCCAGCGACUUGUAUAUUUUAAUAAAGAGAUAAAUAGAGACAAUGCGAA